This is a messenger RNA of Rosa rugosa (rugosa rose), 1122 nucleotides long. Its product is annotated as probable receptor-like protein kinase At1g49730. The coding region runs from base 190 to 1095 and encodes 301 amino acids. Gene Ontology annotation, molecular function: ATP binding; protein tyrosine kinase activity. The transcript is spliced from 7 exons. Gene Ontology annotation, biological process: protein phosphorylation. The record is from RefSeq and is a predicted model, not a curated record. Gene Ontology annotation, cellular component: plasma membrane. NCBI's taxonomy places the organism in Eukaryota, Viridiplantae, Streptophyta, Magnoliopsida, Rosales, Rosaceae.
UCGCUUCAUCUUUAGUAGUACUAUUUACUAUUCAUGAUCACUCCCAGGACGGUCCCACCACAAAAAAAGUAAAAGAGACCCUCCCUUACCUUAUAAAUAAAGCAAAGCAAAGCCCAUGGAUUUUAAAUUUUACUGCGUCUCUGUUCUUCUUCAACUCCCACUUGGAUCACCCGCUCCAAUUUCCCAAUAAUGGAUCUCUCUGUCCCCAAAUUCCGAUCUCGUCUCCUCGCCUGGCUCUGCAGAUCUCGCCCCGGCCCAAUAGUAUUUAUGAAGCGUUUUCCAUACAAGGAUAUAAAGAGAGCUACAGAUAGUUUUCAUAGGAUCAUGUAUUCCAACUCUCACGUAGCCGUCUACAAGGCCAGAUUUCAAGAUGGCGGGGUUGCUUUGAUAAAAGAAAUUAGAGAUUUUAGUCAAGCAGAAAAUGUCUUCUACAGGGAAGUGCAACUCUUGGGGCGUCUGCAUCAUCGGCACCUUCUUGCUCUUAGGGGUUUCUCUAUCGGAAAUAAACGGUUGCUAGUGUUUGAAAAUAUAGAAAGAGGGAGCUUGAAGGAACAUCUCAAUGAUCCCCUUAGGACUCCCUUGAAUUGGAGGACAAGACUUAAAAUAGCCGUUGGUGUGGUGGCAGCAUUGGAAUAUUUGCUUCUUUUCAAUGAACCCCCAAUGUUUCAUGUCUCCAUUAGCUCAAGUAACAUAAUGCUAGAUGAAAACUUCAAUGCAAAGCUUUCAGACAUGGGCUUUCAAAGUUCCGGUGAAAAUUGCGUCACGGUGCCUCAUACCUCAUGUCCAAAAGAUUGCAUGGGUCAGGAAUGUGGUAACAUUAUGUUCCAGCUUGGGGUGCUGAUCCUGGAGCUCAUCACUGGUCAAUCAUCUGAAAAUGGGGGUGCUGAUCUAGUUCAGUGGAUCCGAGAGUCUCGCUUCUGCAGUUCGAUUGACAAUAUGAUAGAUCCUGAUCUAGGUAAUAGUUAUGAUUCUAGGGAGCUUAGAAAUCUUCUAGCUGUGGCAAAGUUGUGUGUUAAAUCUGGGGAUAAGUCAACGACUUCUAUUCUGCAUAUACUCCGGUAUCUCCAGAAAAAAUUAGUUAUUUCUCGUGACUAGUGUUAAUACACAAUGUCACUUCAUAUA